This is a messenger RNA of Motacilla alba alba, 1727 nucleotides long. RefSeq names its product phospholipase D family member 6 (gene PLD6). Gene Ontology annotation, cellular component: mitochondrion. The transcript is spliced from 2 exons. The record is from RefSeq and is a predicted model, not a curated record. NCBI's taxonomy places the organism in Eukaryota, Metazoa, Chordata, Aves, Passeriformes, Motacillidae. Bases 29 to 667 code for a protein of 212 amino acids. Gene Ontology annotation, biological process: piRNA processing. Gene Ontology annotation, molecular function: RNA endonuclease activity producing 5'-phosphomonoesters, hydrolytic mechanism.
GCCGCGGCUGCGCGGGCCGGGCCGGGCCAUGAGGGCGGCGCGGGGCGCGGCGCUGGCGGCGGCGGCGGUGACCGCGGUGGCGCUGGCGGUGGCGGCCUGGCGGCGGGCCCGGCCCGUGCGGGAGGUGCUGUUCUUCCCCUCGCGGCCCUGCUGCAUCGAGGCGCUGCUGGCCGAGGCGGCCGAGCCCGGCGCGCCCGCCCGGCCCUGCCCGUGCCCGCUGCCGAGCGGCGACACCGCGCUGAGCCGCCUGGUGCGCCGCCUCCUCUCCGCCCGCCGCUCGCUCGACCUCUGCCUCUUCUCCUUCUCCUGCCCGCAGCUCGCCCGAGCCGUGCAGCUCCUGCACCGCCGCGGGGUCCGCGUCCGCCUGGUGACGGACGCGCAGUACAUGGGGCUGCACGGCUCCCAGAUCGGCCGCCUGCGCCACGCCGGGAUCCAGGUGCGCCACGACCAGCACAGCGGGUACAUGCACCACAAGUUCGCCAUCGUGGACCGGAGGAUGCUCAUCACAGGCUCCCUCAACUGGACCACCCAGGCCAUCCAGAGCAACCGGGAGAACGUGCUGGUGGUGGAGGACGCCGAGUAUGUGAAGGCUUUUCAGGAGGAGUUUGAAAGGAUUUGGGAGGAGUACAAUCCUGCCAAUUACAAGUUUUUUUCCGAAAGGCAGUAAAUGGUAGAGCUGCCUCAUAGGGCUAGUGGAGCAUGGUAACAUCCACAGAUUUUAUUAAUUUGUAUAGACAUCAUUGUUUUGUCCAUCUGGGUGUAACUUUGGUAAAUGUCUCCAGGGAAGCGAAGUGUUCUCUGCCCUGAAAUGCCACAGUUCCCUUGCUGUGGGUCAUUCCCGUGCUGGAGGGAAUGACACAGCUGUUGGUUGUGAGGGUGACAGCGACAGAGCUGCACCCAUAGGCAUUAAGACUCUGGGCGGGCUCGUUGCUGUGCCCUGGUGCAGACCAGGUGUGUUCCUACAGUGCUGAGCACGCGUUUCAGUGGUAAAAGGAACAUUUUCCAGCUCGGGAUAUGGAAUGGAAUUGUAGCUAAUUCCAAAUGGAAUUGUAGCCCAAGGGCUCCUCUGCACCGGUAAGGAAGGGAGAGAUCAGAGGGCUACAGCAGAGUUAAGAGUUUCUAUAGAUUAAGUGCCUCGGUUACAUUUCUUGUUGGCAUUAAUUGUUGAAAGUUGGUAAAAACAAAUUCGUGGGAAAUAGCAACAAUUUUUAAGUUUUGAUUGUGUACAUGUUUAUUUGGUUAAAGGUUAGCAGAGCUCUGGUGUAAAAGCAGGAGCACAGAUGAUAAUGACAGCUUCUCUUCCAGCAAGGAAGUGUAGGGAGGUCUGGAAGGAAAUGAGAGAAAUGAUUCUUUGGGAUCAGGGCUUAUCUGGAGAGCAGACACGGCUGGAGCUGGGUCGCCACUUCAGGUGGGCUCUGGAAAUCCUGGUUCUUUCAGGGGUUGGGACGCUGUGUCAUGGUCUGUGCCCUCGCCUGGCAGCAGCGGCCUGGGGACAGCCAGGGGAGGGAGGUGACAUCUCUGUCCCCACAGCUCAGUGUGGAACAAAGAUGAUGUAAACCUAAGAAUUUCAAACUUGAAAUAGUGUCUACGUAAAAAUUGUUUUAUACUGAACAGAAAGUGCCUUAAUACCUCUCAAAAUGAAAAGGAAUUUUUAUAUUCUGUUACCAUUUUUGUUACCAGUAGUGCUGUGAUUGGCACUGUUAAAUAAACCAUUUUCACAGAAAACA